This is a messenger RNA of Solea solea (common sole), 2951 nucleotides long. RefSeq names its product CTD (carboxy-terminal domain, RNA polymerase II, polypeptide A) small phosphatase 2 (gene ctdsp2). NCBI's taxonomy places the organism in Eukaryota, Metazoa, Chordata, Actinopteri, Pleuronectiformes, Soleidae. Gene Ontology annotation, molecular function: RNA polymerase II CTD heptapeptide repeat phosphatase activity. The record is from RefSeq and is a predicted model, not a curated record. The coding region runs from base 589 to 1377 and encodes 262 amino acids. The transcript is spliced from 7 exons.
AAAACAAAACCCCGGAUAACAACAAAACUCGCAUUUUACAUCGAACUACGCGCUGGGAUCGAUUUUUCCGCACCAAAGACCACGCGUGUCGCCGAAUCUCGGCGUUUUCCGUCGCUAUUUGGCGUCUUUCGGGCGGUGUUGUUUAUCUGUAGUAAGGGGGGGCUUGAAACCGGCCUCACUUGCCCCAUUUCCUCGGUUGUUUUCCUCCUCUCGCCUGGAUUCUCCAUGUUGUUAGUGCAAAAGUGAGGAGUUCGCUGCGACGGGAGAGGGGGCAGCUCGGCGAUAUUUCCACUAAUAGUAGCGAUAAACACGAGACGACGGAGCGGACACAGCCUCAAAAAGCCUCCUUAAAACACAUUUCCAAGUGCCUUUCCCUCCUCCUCCCUCCACAGGCAGCGGCGGACCUCCGAGAGAAGGAGAAGCGGCGGGGGAACAAGACGAAUCCCACACUCUCUCACCAAGGACCGUAAGUGAGGCGGGCUACAAGUGAACCUCGAUAAAAUCGACUUAUUAAUAAAACCCAAUGAGGGAUGCCCAUCCGUGCUCGGGGACAGGAUUUGAGGAUUUUGACGGCUCCGUGAUUGUCAGAUGGAAAGUUCUGUUAUCACCCAAGUGCAGAAAGAAGACGUUCAAGUGUCACCGAAAGCAGGCCAGGUGAACCAGUCUGCCCUAAAACAGCCACGGAGUUGUAACAUCUUCAAAGCACUCUUCUGUUGCUUAAAAGCUCAGGAUGGCUCCAAACCACCAACACCACUACCACCACCCUCCCAGCAGGCCUUGCUGGAUUCACAGGAAAAUGGAAUGGUUGUCAAGCAGUUUGAACCCAGCCUGCUGCCUGAAGUGACGACCCAGGACCAAGGGAAGAUUUGCGUGGUCAUAGACCUGGAUGAGACACUGGUGCACAGCUCAUUCAAGCCUAUUAAUAAUGCCGACUUCAUCGUGCCUGUGGAGAUAGAGGGGACCACACACCAGGUGUAUGUACUGAAGAGGCCAUAUGUGGAUGAAUUCUUGCAGAGAAUGGGAGAGUUGUUUGAAUGUGUGCUGUUUACUGCCAGUCUCGCUAAGUAUGCAGACCCAGUGACGGACCUACUGGAUCAGUUUGGCGUUUUCCGGACUCGGUUAUUCCGGGAAUCUUGUGUAUUCCACCAGGGCUGCUAUGUCAAAGACCUAAGCCGCUUGGGUAGAGAUCUACACAAAACCCUCAUCCUGGAUAACUCUCCUGCCUCCUACAUCUUCCACCCUAACAAUGCUGUUCCUGUGGUGUCGUGGUUUGAUGAUGUGGAAGAUGCUGAGCUGCUCAACCUUCUGCCUGUGUUUGAAGAACUUAGUCAAGCUGAGAACGUUUACAGUCAGCUGGACCAGCUUCGUGGACAUUAAGCUCUCAAGGGGCCUGCUAAGUUCCUGUUAGAGCUCUAGAUUGAACUACAACAGAAUUUUUUUGUUUUUUUUAGAUGCUAUCCAGUUGUUAUCCUCUUUACCUCUGCACAAAACUAAUGCUUGCAAUGUGUUUAAAGCACGAGGUUAAGGAAAUUCCAAGUUUGAAAAACACAAUGUCUUUGGCUCAAACAAGAUUAUAGAUCACAAUCUGAGGCUUUUCCUCUGAACAUGUGCUGACAAUAUUGACAACCACUAUUAGAGUGAUGACAAAGAGCAGGAAACAACAACCAAAGCAGUUCACAAUCCACAAUCACAAUCACUAUUGCUCCAGUUAGUAUGAAUAUCAAAGUGGUUCUUUUGCCAAAGCAGAAGCCUGCGCUUGACUUGACUUUUGGACAUUGUGGUUUUUAUUAUUGUGCCUUUAAGGAACAACAAAAUAACAUCAGCUCUUUUUUAAGAUUUUUGCCAGAUUUUCUACAUUUAUUGAUUUCUUUUUAUAGGUUGUUUAUAAGGAAAUCUAUUUUUAAAUAAAUGGUAAAUAAGGUUCUUCUAUGCAACCAAAUUCUGUAUCAACAGACAGUACCUCUUUAUCAGCCAGUCAGUAAUUGCAUUCAGCAGAUGUAAACAUAGCUGUAGUCUUAUUUACCUGUAAAUGAGAAGCAAAAAAUGUGUUUUACUAAUUUGUACUGCAAACAUAAUAUCUACAAAAAACAUCACUAGUGGUCAGACUGGCAUGUACUUAUUGUUUAUAAGUUAACAGAGUGAAAUUUUGUCUUGAUGGAUCAGUUUGGAGCAGACACACUGGAAUAUGUUGGCGAUUAGGAUGACCAUAGAUGCCACCGUUUUAGCCAAUGUUUAAUUACAGUCCAUUUGUCACAUGUUUUUGUGUUGUUACUAUAUGACAGACAACAUGCACUUGUUUUAUAUCGACAGUGCUGAAAGUAAAAACUGUGCCUUUGAAAUUCGGACACAGAAUCGUGUUCUGCCUGAACAGAGAUUUGUAGGCCUACGCACUCUGAUGUGUCAUGCUGAGCGUGAGAAAACACUGUCAAGAGCAGGUGUAAAGCCAUGUGGCUGUGGUACUUGCAGUACAACACUUGAAAAUAUCAAAUUUGAUUUUUUUAACAUGUAUGAGUGUUUUUUUCUAUAUUUAUUGGCCAAAAGAAUCUGUAUUGUUCAGUACUUUUUAAUGCUUAACAUUUUGCAUUGUCAUCCAUAUGCCUACUUUGAGGCGGGCCUUGCAUUUGACUGUUUUGUCUGUGCCUAAAUAAACAUUUUGCUGUCAAAGUUCAUGGGUAUUUCAAGAAAUACUUAAGAGUUAAAUAAUAAAGCUAUAAAUGCUAUAUCCAAUCAUGCAAGAUCAUGCAUUUGAAAAUUUAUUACAAUGGAUAUUUUGUGGGGUUGCGUUUUCUGGGUAAUGUUUUUUUUUUUCUAUGACGUAAAAUGCCUGAUGCAAUUAUUUCCUGCAUGUUCCUACCAAGUAAAAAUGACGAUGAAAAUAUUGUGAUGACCAAAAGUAUUUGUUGCAAAAGUCACAAUUUGUCUUUGUGUAUCAGAAUAAAUGGCAAAACGAA